GAGGAGGAGGAGGACGGUCGAGGAGAAGAGGUACAGGCGUGUUACCCCAGAUGAAUCACAGAGACGGAGCCAUGCUCUGAGCAAUACCUCGGUUUUUGACCUGACAUUCAUCCAGACUUCUGCCCGUCCGUCUGGAGUGAAUCCAUCCUUGGGAUCUUGUGUUUGCACCUUCAGUAGAAGCUGUAGAUGCUGGAACGAAGGCAACAUGAUCGACUACGAGCGUCCCUCUCCAUUAGGCUUCGGGCCGGCUGGGAGGAGUGUGUUGGUUCCUGAGAUCCCGCUGCACACACAUACGCACAUGCUGACUGCCAUGCCUCAGAGAUACUCCCACCAGAGGAGGAAAGCCAGCACAGCGGCUGCUAGGAGGAUGGAGAGGAGACGCAGGGAUCAGGGGAAAAGCAGCAACAGCAACCCAACCAGCAGCCACAAUCACCGCUCCAAGAAGCUGGCCAUGCUCUCCAGGUCCCUGAUCCUGUGUCACUCUAAGACUAAUGAUGACUGUCCAGAAGAGAGGCAUGCUGGGAAAGUGUCAGACGGGUGCAGGACAUGGAGUCCAGGCUGGACAACAGACGUGACCGCUGGGGAUCAAACACAGUACAGAGACACAGACAGCAAGCACUGGAGGACGAGCCAGCAGUCAAUCCUGGAGAAAAGAGGGGGCAGUGAGGCAGAUAACCUGGAGCAUCAUUCCACCACACUCAGGGAGAGUAAAAGGAGCAUGAGGAGGUCCUUCAGCAUCAAGGAGAGUAGUAUCUGGAGGAUGUGUGUAGCCACAGCGCCUGCUGAGGACGUGUGUGGACCACAAAAGGCUGAUAACAGCGUCCAGACAGAGGACAAAGAAGCUAAUGUGGAGCCAGGAAGGAAUGGAGGGAACGUUCACAGAGGCUGCAGCUUCCUGAGCCCAGACAAGCUGGCACCCUUUAACGGACAGAUUCUAAACGGCAGUGCUCGGAUGGCGGGGGAGGACUUCUCCACAUGUGAAGACAAUCUCCAUUCACACAGUCUGACAACAGGCCCACAGCAUCCAGCUCUCACACCUGAUCAUCUGUCACUGCCUGGAUACACAGACGAGGAGCUCAUGGCCAACAACAACCAUCUGAAGUUACCCAUCCCAGAGGUAAACGAGGAGAGAUGCUGGGAAAUGGAGAAGACAGAGCAGAGCCCACCAGGACAGGUGGCCAGCAACUGGACCCGCUCCAGUUCAACCAGUGUUCAUCCUUAUUGGAUUGGGGAUCUGGACAGCAUCAUCAUGAAGACCCCAGAGCUGUACACAAAUCAUCCUCACGGGCCUGGUGGUUUAUAUGGAAACAGGAAGUCUCUGUCCCAGCAGCUGGAGUUUCCCCACACCGCCACACAGCCUGUGCCUCGUCCCUCACGCUCUCUCAGCUCAGCCCAGCUUGUACACUCCUGCAGCAACGUGCAGGCCUUCAUAAUCUGUAACAUUGUGCUGAUGAAGGGCCACGGCAAGGGUCUGGGCUUCAGUAUAGUGGGCGGGAGGGACAGCAUGUAUGGACCAAUGGGGAUCUAUGUGAAGACCAUUUUCCCAGGAGGGGCAGCAGCUGCUGACGGACGGCUGCAGGAGGGUGAUGAGAUCCUGGAGCUCAAUGGAGAGUCACUACAUGGUCUGUCUCAUGAUGAAGCGCUGCACAAGUUCAAACAAAUCAAGAAGGGCCUGCUGACUCUGGUGGUGCGGACCAGCCUGCGGGUGGGAGCUCUGUGUGGGCAGACGCAGGUGGCUCAGCUGUGCAGGUCACGCUCCCUCAGCUCCACCACAGGCAUGGCCAGGGUCAGCGCUGACAUGGGCGACUGCAACUACCUGACCAACAACUGCAGCAACACAAUGAGCAUCUCGGGUCAGCCUGCUAAACCCAGAGACCGCAUCAUGAUAGAGAUCAUCCUGCAGAAAGAGGCUGGUGUUGGUCUCGGUAUUGGACUGUGCUGUGUUCCAUCUGCUGAUGGAUGCCCUGGGAUCUACAUCCACACCCUCUCUCCUGGAUCUGUAGCACACAUGGACGGUAGACUCAGGUGUGGUGAUGAGAUCAUGGAGAUUAACGACACUGUGGUUUACAACAUGGCGCUGAAUGACGUCUACACAGUCCUGAGCCAGUGCACACCAGGUCCAGUCCACAUCAUCAUCAGCCGACAUUCAGAUCCCAAAGUAUCAGAGCAGCAGCUGAAUGAUGCGAUCGCUCAGGCAGUGGAGAACAGCAAACUGAGGAAAGACAAGAGCCAGUGGAGCAUUGAUGGGGAAAAAUGCUUGCGAAGGCUGGAGCCCUCCUGUCACAGCCGGCAGAGAUGUGAGCGUUGUAUGGAAAGGAGUUUCAGUCAGCUGACGGUUCGACGACCACAGAAGACCAUGACCCGCUCCUGCAGCGACAACACCAAUGGCCACCACCACAACCACUGCUUCACCAUCCACAGUCUCCACCACAACUCACACCAUAACCCUUCAGCCCGCGUCCACAGCUUAGACACACCCAAGUCUAUGACAGAGACAUGGUCUGACAACAGGCUGUCAGUGCCCGUGUAUCCUGAUGAAGACUACAAUAUCCCGUACAACUCUCCUGCUGCCAACCUGUCCAGUCAACAGACACUGGAUCUGGCCUUCAGGGGCACCAAGUCCAGGAUGCGAGCUGCUCCACGUCGGUACUGCUGGCCUCAGGAUGUGACCAGUGAGGAGGGUUAUAAUGGAGACUCCAGCGGCUCCAGUAGAGGAUCUCCAGUGAGAGAUGAAGGACUGGAGGCCUUAUCACCGAGCAGCUGCCAGCAGGAAGGAGAACGAAAAAGAGAACAGUCAGAGGAGUGCAAAGAAGGUUUCACUCAUCCAGACACUGCAGCCUGCACGACCGACAGACUACACCCAGGAGAUUCAUCAGCUGUGUUCUGCUCACAGCCAAAGAGAGGAGCCCUGAGGAGACAGGCUCAUAUUGACCAACAUACCCAAGAGCAGCUUCAGGAUCCCUGGGUUCCCCUUUCAGAAAGCUCCCCUGAAGAGCUGUCUGAGAUCCACCACCAUCACCGGCACCACAACCCUGCAGACAGGUCGCCGCCUACAACCGUCCACAGCCAGCCCGCCAUCAUGAGUGACGAAGAGAACACCACCGAGCUCAAUGGCACAACAACAGACGUAGCUUCAGAUCCUCCUGGUGACAAAAGUUCUGAAAACACAUCUGAAACUCCUCCAGAAACAAAGAAGGGGCCCCCGGUGGCACCCAAGCCUACCUGGUUUCGACAGAGUCUAAGGAAAAUUCGGAAUGAGCAGGACCAGAAGAAGCAAGACAUACAACAUAAUAAAACAGCAGAGCAGAGGCCGACUGGAGGCUUUACCAGAAGCUUUGGGGGCAGGUCUGCCUCAUCAACAGCCAACUUGUCAAUCAAACAAAAGAUUCACUCAUUUGAGACUUUCUCCAGUCCAGAGGGUCCAGAGAAGGGGGACACCAGGAGGCCUGUGGCUCCAUCUACCUCCCUUCCUCCGGUGGAGAAGGAGUCCAGGAGUCACACAGCCCCACAUGUAGAUAACAGGAAGGGCAAAGAGGAAAUACCCAAAGAGAUCCAGCCAAACCAAUCGGCAAGUGUAAGGAUGACAGACAACACAGCUGUGUCUGCUGCACCCUCUGCUGUCACCUCCUCCCCGUCUGAAGCUGGUGGUCCAACGGCCGAGUCCUCUGAAGAUGAACCUCCUCCAGCCCAGUCCCCCACAGAAGUCCCCCUCUCUGACAGAACAAGCACUGCUCUGGUCUCAGGCAUACAGGAUUCUUAUGAUGACAGGAAUGUCUUACCAUCGCAGCAAGAGUCUGAGAGAGACAGAGAAAAUCUUAGCAGGACCACAGAGUCCGUGGUCCUACCUCCCGAGACACCUGUGAAAAUCAGUCAGGCUGAAGGUUCAAGUCCUGCGGAGGGGAUGGAGGAGGACGCAGCACAGAGCCAAGCACAGCUGGCGAGCACGACUCUGAGGGCUGCUCCACUGCCUGACACUCACCCCCUCAGAGGCCCGGAGGAAGAGAGUUUAGGGAAGAUCAUCGCCUUCAGUAACCAGGUUUCUCAAGCACUGAUGCGUUCUCUCCCCAUUCACCCCUGCCGUGGCACCUCAGACUCCUCAGACCUGCAGGAACCUGCAGUGGACUUAACAAACCCACGGGAGACUGAUUCCACCCAGGAGAGCUCAGACAGGGGAUUCUCUGUCAGCCUGGCGACACUGAGGGAGUGUACCAUCGAGCGAGGGGAGGGUGGAUCUCACGACGAGGCAGCAGUCACUUCUGUCUCUGUUCACUCUGUCAUCUCAGCCAUCCCGUCACAGGAAAUACAGAGGAUGGUGCAGGAAGUCAAAACUCUGGACGAAGAGACGCUGAAGCAACUGGUUGACAUCCACGUUGUGAUCCUGCAUAAAGAGGAGGGAGCGGGGCUGGGCUUCAGCAUUGCUGGAGGGUCUGACCUGGAGAGCAAAGCUCCUACAGUCCACAGAGUGUUUCCCAGCGGCCUGGCAGCUCAGGAGGGCACCAUUCAGAAAGGAGAUGAGGUGUUGUCUAUAAAUGGACAAACGCUGCGUGGCGUCACACAUGCUGAUGCAACCGGCGCUCUGCGUCAGGCCCGCGACCUGAAGCUGGCUGUGGUGGUGGUCUGCAAGAGAGCAGAGGAGGAGGGCAGAGAGGGAGGAGGCUGCAGGAGCACAGAGCCCAACCCUGCAGAGGAGGAGCAGGGAGCUCCAGUGAGUGUGGAGCUGGAGAAAGGAGCUGCAGGAGUUGGGUUCACUCUCGAGGGAGGAAAAGGUUCAAUCCAUGGAGACAAACCUUUAGUCAUCAACAGGAUCUUUACAGGUGGCGCAGCAGAGCAGAGCGGUCUGCAGCAGGGAGAUGCACUGCUGCAGGUCCAGGGUAUCAAUCUGCAAGACAUGACUCGCUUUGAGGCCUGGAACCUGAUCAAGAGUUUACCUGAAGGACCGGUCACACUGACGAUCAGGAAGCGGCAGGACAAGGCAGAAUGAACGGCCGCUGAAGAAUGAAGCGGGCAAAACAAACAGUGGCACUAGAGGCUCACCAAUGUCCACAUUUGUUGAAAAGGAUUUGGCCACAAGUAGAAUUCAUACUCCAAACUUAGGGCACCACAGCACCAGAGUAACUGCUAACUGCAAUAGAACAGAAAAGAAUUACUUUAUUGAUCCCAGACUGGGAAAUGAUUUAAUUUAAUUGGCAUUAGCUACUUAGCUCAGUUAGCCGGGCAGCUAGUGACUCUGCCUGGACUGGAAGUUCAGACUUUCAGAUUGUGGUCGUUACUAUCAGACCUUCAGCUCAUGAGGUACGCAGUGGCUCAGGGCUAGCUGAUCAAUAGAUAUCUCUGCAACACAACAUAUCACAACUAUUAUUCUGAGGACAUUCUGUUCAUUUUAAUACAUUUUUAAAUGGUUCAACUAAAAUUCUUACAUAGUGCACCUUGAACACAGAAAUCAGGGACCAGCCCACAUUAGACAAAGUGGUUCAGAGAAAAUCUGUGCAUACAAAUAAAUAAAUCAUACUCUCACAAAUAACUAACUGCUGUCCUUGUAUUACUAAAAUUGUGUUCUCAAACAUAAACAAUGGCGUUCAACUGCAAAAAGAUUUAAGUCCAAAGUGUAUCCAAAUAUUUUCAUGGCCUAAUUACCAAAUACAUCUGCUCACUGCUACAGGCUGAUCAGACGGUCAGGACAUGGACACCAUAUCUGCUCUUGUUUUGAUUUUACAGAGACAUGUGGGUAGACUGGUUCCCACUGCCUGUGUCACCUUUAACAACCUUUAAAAAUUAUAUUAACACGUGAAAUCGCUAUGUUCUGUCAUGAGCAUAAAGUAGCAAAAAGUAAUACAUAUGAAUUGAUUCAAUAGCUCAAUUGUGCAAACUGGUCAGUAUAUAGUUUGACUUUUUAUUUUAAGUGUAUAACAGUAAAAACUUGGUUGAGUAAAAAGGCAGUGACACUUCCAAUGUAAAACAUUAUUUUAAAAAUAUUAGUAAAAAACUCUGAAAAUCUUACACUGGAGGAAACGUAUUUCAGACCUUAUCUGAUACCACAGUGAUGAUGUAAAGCAGUUGUAUCCUCUCUUUACAUGACUGGCCAACAACAAGACACAAAUGAACCAUGUGAGCCUCUAUGAUCGCCUGACUUUAGCUAAUGAGAUGCAGGAUGUCCCUGAUUAUUGUCCCCUCGCUACAAAUCAGUCCACAGAAUGGUUCUGUCUGAUUUAAAUCAGACAUCUGCACACUCAAAGGAAAUGGAGGAACUACAGGAGAUACCAGCGCAGCUCAACACAGACGCCCAGCAACCAGACUGGACUGGAUCAAACUGGACUGAUGAAGGCUGACGUGCAUGUGAAGUCCAGACGUUCACUAGUUCUGUUUUGAUGCUCCUGUACUUUCAGCCUAUGAUGGUACAAAAACACAGAGUUGCAUCUAAAAGAAGAGUAUUGCACAGUAACAGGUAUAUUUUUCUUAGCAGUGGUAUUGUAUAUGUAAAACCAGACGAUCAAACCGUAGAAAGCACUUUGGUUGACUGAGCAGCUUCGAGUUUGACUCUCCUGCCUUUUAACAAAGUUGUCUGUCAAACCAAACUCAACUACCAUGUUUGAUUUUCUGUCUGAAUCUGAGCACACAAUGGGACAAUUUAAGCACAUGGAUGAAUUAAAUUCUCUGCUUUCUGCGUUCAACACUGUGGAUGUAUCUGCAUGAUUAUCAAUGAGACUGUAAGCAAAGGGCGAAUGAUCCUGCCUUUAACACGUCUGUUGCUCAAAGUAUUCUAGGUGAGAAUAAUUUCGCUACACAGUGUAACUUGUGUUCAUUUUUUGUGCGAGAAAUGUCCUGUUGUGCAGUAGGAAUGUCUUUGUAUGCAACCACAAAACAAAUGUUUUUCUAUGCUUACAGAACAGAUGUCAGAGUCACAGAAGUGUUUCAUCUGUUGUAAGAGCUCAAAAACUUGAAUAAAACUGUUGAAAACUGAGA
Acanthopagrus latus (yellowfin seabream) is the source of this 6960-nucleotide messenger RNA. It is a transcript of the gene il16, whose product is annotated as interleukin 16. NCBI's taxonomy places the organism in Eukaryota, Metazoa, Chordata, Actinopteri, Spariformes, Sparidae. The coding region runs from base 206 to 4981 and encodes 1591 amino acids. Gene Ontology annotation, molecular function: cytokine activity; CD4 receptor binding. Gene Ontology annotation, biological process: induction of positive chemotaxis; leukocyte chemotaxis. The record is from RefSeq and is a predicted model, not a curated record. The transcript is spliced from 26 exons.